AUGACCGCCGCGGCCCAGUUAUCUGACUUGCCGCCAACCAAGUUCAAGAGAGAACUCGAGUACAAGACUCAGGCCUCGGCCGCAUCCGAGCCGGUGUUGAUCAAUCAGUCCAGCGAUCUGAAGAACUCCCUAUUCGAGGGUCAGGCCGGCGAGGAAAUAUUCAUACUAUCAAUCUGA
Coniosporium apollinis CBS 100218 is the source of this 177-nucleotide messenger RNA. RefSeq lists its product as uncharacterized. The record is from RefSeq and is a predicted model, not a curated record. Lineage: Eukaryota; Fungi; Ascomycota; Dothideomycetes. Bases 1 to 177 code for a protein of 58 amino acids. The transcript has 2 exons.